GUGACCUGAUUACAAUUUACGAUUACUGAUUGCUCUAAUAUUACUAUAAAAGUGUAAUGUUAUUUAAGUGCUUGAGAAAAGACGCAUUUUCUAAGUUUUUAACAACCUUUAAGUAUGAUUCAACUUGACUUGGAGAAAAUAGUAACUUAAAAAGUGUGUGACAAGAGAAAUAUGAAAAAUAGACUCUAUUUUCCAAAUAUACCAUUUUUUACGUUCCUGACCUGGGCCAAAUUGUUGUCCAUGUUUGUUUUCAACAAAAAUAAUACGCCAAUUUUGCUUUAAAUUUUUGUUUCCGGAGGAAAACUCACUGCGAUAUGGUUUUGUUUAUUAGAACUUUUUUGGACUACUUUAUAACGUGUUGGGUCGUGCUGAAUUUACAUAAAGGUAUAUUCGUUGGUGGAGCGGUAUUACAGAAUGAAUCAACAGUUAUACAAUGUGAAUAUUAUAAUAGUACUUGUAAGGAAAAAAAUGGAUGUCAAGAUGUAGAAAUAUGUCACAUUGAUGAUCAAAAACACCAUUGUUAUGUCCUUUGGUCUGUUGGAGAAAAUGGAACUUUCACUGUUAAACUAAAGGGAUGCUUUUUAAACGGAGUAGACUGUGUAAACCAGACAAGAUGUGUUGACACUACUCUAGUUCCGAAAAAUAGUUUACUUUUUUGCUGUUGCGAAAGGAAUAUGUGUAAUAGUGAUUUUUCAUGGGAGCCCAAACCUACUGAAGCUGCUCCUCCCAGUACAUCGAUUCCGAUCCGAGAAGCAGCUGGCUAUAACUUUUACCACAGUAUUUGGAUAGGUUUAGCUGUUGGAAUCUUAGCCUUAUCUUUAGGAGCUGCUUAUUAUUGGACAAGAAGAAAUAAACACUAUUUUCAUGGGUGGGGUGUAAGUGGCUAUUAUCUUUUUAAGUUACCAACAUCUGAACCACACCCGUUGCCCCCUUCAACGCCCAUUUUAGAUAAUAGACCCAUAAACCUCAUUGAAAUAAAAGCCAGGGGACGUUUCGGAGCUGUUUGGAAAGCUCAGUUUAAAGGUGAAGAUGUAGCUGUCAAAAUAUUUCCCAUACAAGAUAAGCAGUCAUGGUUAACUGAACAGGAUAUAUUCAAACUACCUCAUAUGGAUCACCCUAAUAUUUUGCAAUAUAUUGGUGUUGAAAAACAUGGCGAUAAUCUGCAAACGGAAUUUUGGUUGAUUACUGCUUAUCACGAAAGAGGCUCACUAUGUGAUUUCCUUAAGGCUCAUACACUGACUUGGAGUGAAUUGUGCAGGGUUGCAGAAACAAUGUCAAAAGGUUUAAUGAGACUACAUGAAGCUAUACCAGGUAGGAUUCCAGGCGAAGUAUCCAAACCAGCCAUCGCUCAUAGAGAUUUUAAAAGUAAAAACGUUCUAUUGAAAAGUGAUCUCACUGCGUGUAUUGCCGAUUUCGGCUUGGCAAUUACAUUUGAAGCAGGAAAAUCUUGUGGAGAUACUCACGGACAAGUUGGUACUAGAAGGUAUAUGGCUCCCGAAGUACUUGAAGGUGCAAUAAAUUUUACUCAAGACGCUUUCCUGAGGAUCGACAUGUACGCUUGUGGUCUUGUUUUGUGGGAGUUAGUAUCUCGUUGCACAGCUCAAGAUGGUCCUAUUCCAGAAUAUAGGUUACCGUUCGAAGAAGAAGUCGGUCAACAUCCUUCUUUGGAAGAUAUGCAGGAAUCUGUUGUUCAACAGAAAGUUAGACCUCUAAUACAGGAACAUUGGAAACAUCAUCCGGGAUUAUCAGUAAUUUGCGAUACUAUGGAAGAAUGCUGGGAUCACGAUGCUGAAGCCAGAUUAUCGGCGUCAUGUGUAAUGGAAAGAAUUAUCUCACAAGCUAAAUACCAACAGCAAUCUAUCGGAUGGAGAAUUGAAAAUGAGGCUCCUUUGAAUAUUUUAAAGGAAAACAGUAUGUAGGGAAAAAAUAGGAUUCGGGAUUAUGCGAAUGAACCGUACCUGCAUAACUAAAGUACCUGCGCCUGCAGCCUGUUACCACACUUGCCUACAUUAACAUAGCCUAAUUUAAAUAGCCUACUACACUACAGUAUUGUCCAAAAAGAAACAUAGUCAAUAAUAUUCAGCGAAAAUUCUAUACGUUUUUUAAUAGUCAAGUUUCCUUCUACACCUUGACUAAGUUUCUUUUUUAUUACUAUUAUUAUUAACUAUUUAUAGGUAAUUCAAGUUAUGGCAUGUUCCGUGUUUUUUAGGAUUAUUUUACCAAUAUAUUUGGUCAAGAUGAUUAUAGAUCAGAAAUAAUUACUGACAAAUACGACUCAUUUCGAUAUUGACAAAGCACGUUGCUUAAACUUGAAACUGAAGAGGCCAUCAUAUAAACCUGAUGGCAAUUUUCUCCACAAAUAGUAAGAAACUAAACAUUGAAAUCAACAUACAAGGAUAUAUUGAGAAAUUCUUAGCCUACUAUUGAACCAAACAAUUUUUCAAUGUCAAAAUAUUUUACUACUCAUAUAUUCUCCUCUUAAUUGGAUACAUUUAUUACAGCGAACCUGCAACGUCUCUAGACAUUUCAAAAAUAAUGUUUCUUCUUGCUCUGCAAACCAGACCUACACAGCUUUUAUUACCUCCUCGUUGGAAGAAAAUUUAAGACCUUUUAAACUUAUUUUCAGUUGAGGAAAGAGAUGAUAGUCGGACGGAGCCAAAUGGUGAAUAAGGGAUGUUUCUAGUCAUUCAAACCCCAAAUCACGAAUUUUUUGCAUGGCAACAUGAGAUUUGCAGGGGAGUUGUCCUGCAAAAACAAAACACCUUUGGAUAGCUUUCCACGUCUUUUCUCUUUUUAAUUUUCCCGUAGAGUGUUCAGUAAUGUCGAAUAGUAAUCUCCAGUUAUUGUUCUACCCUUAUCCAAAAAAUCAAUCAAGAUUACUCCAUGACAAUCCCAAAAUACUGAAGCAAAGAAGUUUUCCAGCAGAUUUUUGGACACGAAACUUCUUAGGUCUUGGAGAACCAGAGUGUUGCCAUUCCAUCGAUUGUUGCUUUGUUUCUGGAUCGUAGAAAUAUACCCAAGUCUCAUCCAUAGUAACAAUUCGGUUUAAGAAGUCUACAUCGUUUUAAAAUCGGGCACAGAUCGAACGCGAUAGUUUUACCCUUGCACGCUUUUGGUCAACAAUCAAACUUUUGGGGAUCCAUUUUGCAGCAAUUUUUCUCAUGUCCAAAUUGACGUGAACUAUAUGAUGAACGCGUUCCUAUGAAACAUUUAGUACUUCAGAUAUCCGUUCUAGCUCAAUUCGACGGUCUAAUAAAAUCAUGUCAUGAACUGCUUCGAAAAUUUACCUCUUUUGAAGCUUGCAGUCCAAUUUUUCACGAUGGCAUACGAAGGACAUUGAUCACCAAGGAUAUUAAGCAAAUCUUCGUAAAUCUGCCUUUUAAACACAGGUACUUAAUGAUGGCUCGCUACUCCAAUUUUUCGAUUUUCACAAUUUCGGUGGACAUCUAUUUUCUUUUAAUUUAUUGCGUAACUCUGGCUUACUUUUUUGACGUCAAACUUUACACUGACACUUCUCAUAAGUUAUUGUUCGUUGCUAUGGUAACGCAAUAUUUUGUUUAUGCAUGGAACCGGUCUAGGCUAAAUAGAUAUCAAUACAUCCUGGUAAGCUUUGAGUUCUUGAAGUUCCUCUAGAAUAUUAGAAAGUUAAGAGUGGUUCUUUAUCCUAAAAUUAUUACAUGAGCUGUAUUUUGACGUAGAAUGUCAUUUUACCCUUUACUGGUUCAAUGUAGGCAGCUGAAAUAAUGUUGCAUCGAUUAAAAUUAAAAAAACUCCUUUAUUCCUCUCCAAUAAGUUGAUUGUCAAGGCUUAAAAGUUCCUAACAUUGAAAUUUAUUUUUCUUGUAAAAAUCCGGUUAAUCUUAUAGCAAUAAUAUUUACUGCAUCAAAGCUCAGUUGUCUGGAAUAUUGACCUUGCAGAGUUGAUCUUUUCGUGAAAAUAAAAAUUUUUUGGAAAGUCACAUACUUGAUACUCAUAAUACAAUUCAUUAACGAGCGUUUUCGAUAGAUGGUGGAAACUGAACCACGGAAGUUGACUUUGGUUCUAACUCCUUACUGAAUUGUUCAGACUAGAUCAUUUGAGAUAGAGAAAUACAAACUAAAUUCAAAGCGGGAUAGCCUAUUUGGAAAUUUCUUUUCAAGUGUCAUUGGCAUCAAUUACUAAGCUUAUUUAGCUUCUGUCCUUGUUUAUAAUUUUUGAUGAAAUAACAAUUUGUAACAAUGUAGAUAAAUACAUGAAGCAAAUUUUCAGUAUCAGUUUAUCAGUAAUAAUAUGUAUGUCUGGAUAUUUGUGGAUAAUGUAAUUCAACACUGGAACAUCUAACAUUGAAUUGCUCUUCUCAUGUGCCAAUAGAAGAAAAAUAGACUUUUGAUUUGUUUAUAUACAGAUUUUUAUACAGAAUUGUUAUACCAGAAAAUUUUUAAUUUUUAACUUGUGUGGUGACAUUGAGAAUUUUAAAUUGUGGUGUAAAACAAAACUUUUGUUAUGUGUAAACCUUUAAUGUUAUUGUGUAUCUUUAUCUUCCAAUUUAUUUGGUUUUAAUUUUUAUAUGAAGAGGCAGCUUCAGAAUUAACAGAUCAACAGAUCUCCAAGAAGUAGAAGAAGAAGAAUAUUAUUAUAAAGUCAAUGUUGUUUUUUAGUGACUAAAAUGAAUAUAUUUUCUCAGGGACUUCCAUGUUCAUUUCCCAUUUUCGGUUUUCUUUAUUCUUUGCUUAUGCAACGAUUUUUUUAAAUGGGAAUAAUUAUUGUUUUCGAUAAAAGAAGGGAUAUUUACGGUUCCCAUAUUUGAUUUACAUGGUAAAAACAUUUUCUAUAAUUUGAAUUGUUUUAUUAUCAAAUUGAAAAAACUGAAUUUUGAAAUGAAAAAUAUAUGGCUUGUUCCACUUUAAUAUAUUUUAUGUAUUCACUGAAAAAUCACAUCAACAAAAGAAUAUUGUCGGUUUUUCCUAAUUUAUUUGUAUUAUUUUUUUUAUUAUUAUUAUAUUCAACAUUGUGAAUUUGAAGUUUUUAAAAUUAAGAAAAUGUAAACCAAGCCAAUAGCACUAUUUUCCGAAUUUACACAUAUGAUUAAACCUACAUUUUUCUAUUCAAUUUUAAUAUAAGCAAAACUGUAGAUUUGGACAGUUUUUUCUAUUUCAUAAAUUAGGUGCUUCUUAAAUCAUUAGAGAAAAUCUAAGAGGUGAUUGUCCAAAUGAAAUUAUAAUCAAUCUAACAUACAGCACUCCUUUCUUCUCUCAAAUUUUAAGAAAUUGAUAGACCCUUAACUUAUUGUAAUGUUUGUUAUAUUAAUUUAUUUAUACUAUUUCUAACUGUAGAGUGAAUUUAUACACACUGUCUCUUACUUACUUAAUUUAAGUAUAUACUUACACUAGACACUAUUUAUAACUACUACUACAUUAUAAUUAAUUGUUCACUACUUGUAUCAUUUAUUGAAAUUCACUAGUUACUAUUUACUAUUUCGUUCACUAUGACAUUCAAUUAUCUUCUCGCUGCUAAACAAGCACAUGUAUAUAUCAAAAAGAAAUUUUUCGGAUAAUUCUAGAAAGUAAACAAUUAAUCAAAAUAAAUAAAAAGCCUUUCUAGAAAUUGGUUCAAAAAAAACAAUAUAAACAAAUCGCCGUUGUGAUAAAAUUAUGUAGAAAGACAAUAUUAAACGGUUUCUGCCUCACUUCCACGAAAUCAGCACCCGACGCGUCCAUCACAUUUUCUAUUAUAUUGAAAUAAUCAAUCAGAAGCGGCUUCACGACUCAUGUUGUGGACGAGUUCGUAAUAUUAUUUAGUAACAAGCAUUUUUUUUCGAGAUUUAAUAUUUAAAAACAUAAACAUUGCUCAAAUUCCUUUUUUAUGUUAAAAUAUUACAUUCCAUUUUUUUUCCUUUUCUCGUCGAACAUUUGAUAAAGACUUAAAAUAAAAAGGAAGUAAUAUUUUGUUCUUCAGGCCACAAUUCACCGAUAUAUUUCUCCAAAUAAGUAGUGAGUAAUUUUAAUUUAGUUAGAAAUUUUUUUACAUUUUUGUUACAUAAGGGCCUGAAAUUGGUUUCCACUAUUUAAUAACUUUUUCAGAGAUUUAGGUCUAUAUAAUAAAAAUAAACAAAUACUUGCUUGCUAAUCUCACCCUCUUAUAUUGUAACAGGAAUAUUUGAAAAAAAAAUACAGGUGCUCUUUUGCACUUACACGGAAAUUGAAAAAUUUCAAAUUUCUAUCUUUAAUUAUAUUUGACAAAAAAUAUAAAAUACAAAUUUAGUCGCCACUCUUUAGUAGUGAUAAAUAGGAAAGGUGUAGGCUGUGAAAAUUUUCUUAUAUCAAAGAUCCACUAUAAUUUUAUAUGGUCAAUCACAUCGUGAAUUUUGGUAUAACUGAGAAUUAUUUAUAACUGAAGCCUUUAAUUUUUCAAAGAAAAAUAAAUAUUUUUUUAUUUUUUCCAAAAAUCUUCAACUGUUAUCCCAAAAAACCUAAAAAAUGAGUUUUACCAUUUUAUUCAAAACAUCUCUCGUCAUUAUUUGAUUAAAAUCUUCAACCAAUGCAAAAAAUUUAGCGUUCAUUUGAAACAUAUUUCAUUAUUUUGAUUCCAGAUUCAGUACAUAGAGAUGGUAAUUGUAAAAAUUAUAGUUUCCCCCUCUUAUAGAACGGUUCCUAACUUUCCAAAGGUAUUAGUAGUAGUUCCAUUUACCUAAACCUAUCUCAUGAAUAUUAAACAUCAAUAAUACAGCUUUUUAAAUAAACUUUGUUUAAAAAAAAGUUUUACAUUUGGUUUAGUGAAAAGAGUAUUAAUAUAAGUGCUAUUGGCAUCUAUUAUUCUAUUAUUGUAACAAGUAGUAAUUACCAUGAUUACAUCCUUUAAUGUAAAAGUUUUAUAGUGGAACUUUUUAAUAAGGAAAACAGAAAUUGAUAAAACAACUUCGUUGUACUCAAAGUCUUAUUCAAUAUAAUACAUGGCGCCGCAAAUUUAAUGCAUAAUUCUAAAAAAAUUACCUUGAAUAUUUUGAACAAGUACUUUAAUAAUAUUUGAAAUAAAUAUGUUACUAACUGUAUAUCGACUCGCCUUCUCUAAUUAUUGCAGAUUUUCGAAGUACAUUUGAUAUCAGGUUUCCCAUUGCAUCUUCAUCCAUCUAAAUUCAUAUUUCUGUCAGUUUUAUUGGAAGUUCAUUCAGACUUCUAGGCUCUAAUCAUAGAAGCCCUAUCACCAUACAACUGCUAAUUCCGACUUAAGCUAGAAUUGCCAUUUUUACUUAAUGGAGGUAAGUUUGUACUAUUCCAGUCACAUGUGGGCUUUCAUUAUUAAAAAUUAAAAAUACAAAGAGUGCAUAUAAGGUUCUAAAACCUUUUGUUAUAUAUUGAGUAUUGAGUAACUGUAAAACGAUCUCACAUAACACUUCAUCUACUACUAAACACUUGUUGUUUCGGCACUGGGUGUAUUGCUCUCCACUAUGUCAAAACAUUCUUCUACAGCUGUCGUCAUUAAAUUGACUCGUUGACGUUGUAUCCAGUUAUGGGUCUCUUGGACGAACUGAAGAAACCGCCUUUGAUGGGCAAGGUUUGAAACGAAAGUAACUUCGACUUCUACCGGUCUUCUAGCAUUAUCUUGGCUAAUGCAGUAAUUACAGCUACGGGAAAGAGACUUUGUAAUAUUCGAAUUCACAAUAAUCUUGGUCUCUCUUUGGUAGCCUCAUCCACGACUUCUUUCAUUACUAGCCUUCUCCUAAAAUCGCACCAGUGCUCUGAAGACAGUAGAUCGUGUUAUUCUACAUCGAAAUGAUAUCUGACUUUGUGACAAAUGACAAUAGCAGUAAAUUUCUCGGUCUUUUGACACUAGCGUUUCAAACCAUUUUAACUAACGAAACCUGUUCCAAAUUCAAAAUAAACUGACUACCCAAAUAAUAAAAUGGCAUUGUUAUGCAAUGGAUUUGUAUACAAUUUUAUCAACCUUCUAUUUUAAUUGUACCUAGCACAAAACAUGGGAAAUAUAUGGUAGAAAUAUCUUUAUAUCAUCGUCUUCGGUUUAAGAAUUUUAUAUGGUCAAUUUUUCAAUUUCAAAAAAUAUGCGUUAGCUUUACGGCGUAAUGAAACAGAAAUAUUAGUAGAAAAAUUUCAUAUAGAAUAUGUGUGUGUGUGUGUGAGUGUCAUAGAAAAUCUAUUUUGUGCACUUUUAAUGAAUUUUUCUCUUUGAGAUUAUAUUUGUGCAAUUAAAUGUUAAGUUUGGUGAAAAAUACAAAAAAAACAAUUAUAUAUUUUUAAUAACAGUAUCUGUUUAGAGGAGAAAAACCUUAGAAAGAUGAAAAUUGUACAGUUUUUCUAUGUGUUAAAGUUAAUCUGGUGAUAUUUUUCUUUAAUCGAAAUAUGUAAUAUUCAUCAGAAAACAAUUCUACUAGAUACUAAUCUUUCAUUCAGGCUGCUAUCAAAAAAAUCAAUUUCAUAUAAUUUUAGCGUGCUGAAAAAUUAUGAUACCUACUGAAAACUAAUUGUAUAUAUAUAGAAAUGUUCCUUGAGACACUUUUAACUUUUUUAAAAAGUAUUUUUAUUUACAAUAAACGACUUAUAAUUCUACAGAAAAUAACUUUACAGACAAAUCAAUAUUUCAACAAUGAACAGUAACAAAACAAGGAAUGACUCGAAUUUAAUGCAAUGAACUUAUAUUUAUUUGAUACGUAUUUUGGAAUUCGCUGACUAUGUGAAUAUUGUUUAUUGCACUUUGGAAUCCGCUGGUCGUGUGGCAGUGUCGGGGAUCUUACACAUUUCUCCUUACUCCUUUGGUGUUGACUUCGUCCUCGAAGUCUCUGAGAACAAAUCUUGAAGAAUCUGGAUUUGAGUAGAUUGUAAGUUUUGGGACUAUAUAAGAUUCUGGAAAUUCUUUUUCGUUUCUUUGCAGAGACUGUUAUUAAAAUGGCUAAAAUAAUCAAAAUUGUAAUUAAGGAAACAAUACGGAGUCCUGCAGAAAAUUGCGGCAGGAGUGGAAUUUGUUCAAUAGGUUGAACUUGUCCAAUGCGUCUCUGGAAUUUGGAGUUUUUCUAGCAUAAUUUCGUGCUUCGGAUGCAGCUUGAUUGGGACUACUUGCGGCACUGUAAUUUCUUGCACAGUUUUCUUAUUGUAUCGUAUUCCUUCUAUAGUAAUUGGCUCGUUUGUCAUUAAGAUGCUACUUCUCCUAAUUUCUUGGUUUUGAAUUAUGGUUGGAUGAAUUAUUCCUAAUAGAAUUACUUUGCUGGUUUUUUGUGAAAAGUUCUCUGUUGUGAUUGACUUGGUGCAAUUCUCUAUAUUCGAGACUUUGCAUUGCGAUCUUAUUUAAUUAUGAGACCUACUGAAAACUAAUUGUAUAUAUAUAUAUAUAUAUAUAUAUAUAUAUAUAUAUAUAUAUAUAUAUAUAUAUAUAGAAAUGUUCUUUGAGACACUUUUAACUUUUUUAAAAAGUAUUUUUAUUUACAAUAAACGACUUAUAAUUUCUACAGAAAAUAACUUUACAGACAAAUCAAUAUUUCAACAAUGAACAGUAACAAAACAAGGAAUGACUCGAAUUUAAUGCAAUGAACUUAUAUUUAUUUGAUAUGUAUUUUGGAAUCCGCUGACUAUGUGAAUAUUGUUUAUUGUCCGCUGGUCGUGUGGCAGUGUCGGGCACCUUUCACAUUUCUAUAUUAUAUUGUUAUGGUAUAAAGAGCUUAGGUUUUGCAGAACCAAACAGAGUGGGACUGGUUAAUGUAGAAUUUUAUCAAAAAAACUGUAUUGGAGGUAUAUUUACAAGAUGUUGGAGGUUUUUAUUAAUUUGGUAUUAAGAAAAUUUUUUUGUUUUAACGUGAAAGACCAAGUCCUGUUUACAAUUGAUAUUCUACCAAAGACCCGGAGUGUAUAAACACCUCUCAUAUUAUUAAUCAUUAUUUAAAGUGGGAAUCUAGUUCCAUUUGAAUACCUUCAUCUAAUUGGAAAGUAAGUACGGAAGGUCCCGGGGUUUACCUACCAUUACUGUUGAUAUGACUUUGUUACUGAUUGAGACAUAUUUAGUUGAUUGUGUCUAUGACACUUAUAGUAGAUACAAAUCUGGCAAAAUGUAAUACACUGCAUCGAUUGGAGCCAAGUUUAUUAUUGCCCACAUUUUUCAGUGAGCAUAGCAUUAUGAACCGUUCCACAUUUUUGUUCAAAUAAAUUAUUGUAUGUCUGUGAUUAGAUUAAAUUUUUAACGAGUUUUGGAUAUAUUUGAAAUUUUGUUUUAAUUUCUAAACCAUAUUGAAAAACUCAUUUUUUUUUCAGUACUUUUAAAUAAUAUUUGUUUGAUUUUUUUAAUUGAGCAGUCUAGUUGUUAAUUUCCGAAUAAUAAUUGAAAAUAAAUACGUAAAAGUAAUUAGGAAAAAUAGAAAUAAAUCUAUCUGAAAUAAAAAAGAUAAAGACUGAAAUUUGGACAUAUAGGGCGAAACUGCCCAAUCAAUUGAAAGAGUAAUUGGCUUUGAAAUUUAGGUUUAGAAUACGUUAUCAAUUUGAAAAAAAAAAGAUAUAUCUGACGGUACUUCCAAAUUACAGUUUUCGAAGUUGUUAAAUUAAAAAAAAUAAAAUAAAUAUUUUGUAUUUAAAUUUUUAUUAGUUUUAAGGCAGCUAUUAGACAACAAUCUCGAUUUUUUAAAAAUGUUUUGAAUAUAAAUAAGUAUAUUUUAGAGUAUUCAAUAAGCACAGGAAACCUCAUAUGUAAUUAAAUUGUUUAUAUAUUUAAUUUAGAACAUUAUAAAAAACGAUGAAGUACACCAACUUUCGAUUUAAAUUGUAUUUUAUUCAAACAUACAUUUUAAUACAUAGGGUGGUUCAUUCAAGUCUAGCAUACUCAGUAAUCUUUAAUUUCAAUGAAAUUACGAAAGUACACUUUGCAUGUCACUUAUUUAGUGUAUGUUUUUUAGAAUAAUUGAUUCCAAAGUCUUGCUCUGUUGGACCUGAAAAUAUUAUUAUAAAACGUUUUUCAAGAAGUCGAGAUCAAUUUUUUGCUCAGAGUUUAUGUAUAGAGGCGUUAAUUGGAGUUUGUUGCAUGCACGAAAUAGAAUAUUCAUAAACAGGGUUCGAAAUGAAAUCAGGGUGUUUUCUUUUUAUCUACAAAUUCCCAUUAUCGUCCGAUAGGUUAAAUAAUAUGUUUUAUCUAUAUGUUUUUAUACUCCAGAUAAGAAAAAAAUAUAGACUUCCCUCAGGUUAUCAAACACCAUCCGAUUCUGUACAUCUUGCCAAUUUUUUUAAAACAAACCCGUUUUUCUUAGUGUUAGUUAUUUUUAUCCUCCUACCGUAUACUACCUCUGUAUUUUAUAUUAUUUAAUGUAAUUUGGUGCUUCUUAACAUAUUGAUACAAAAUAUACAGAUUGUAUACAAAACUAGAUUCAUUGUUUUGUUCAAUAUACUAUUUAAUCCAAUCAAUCUUUAGAAUGUUGAUUCUUGUUCCAAGUUGCUACUAAUAAAUAAUCGUUUUCUUUCAGUGAAGAUUUAUAUGAAGAUUUGUAAUAAACUGAGCUUGAAGGUUAUAUCAUAUACUUAUUCAGCUGUAAGCAAGGAUGUGUACACCUUUAAAAAAAUUGCCUUAUAUCUCAAAUUUUUGUUUAGUUGCCGAGGAACAUUUUGUCAUUGAGAAAAAAAGAACUGGAUAUGAACUAAUUACUUUUCUUUAAGACCCAUCUUGCUACCUUUACUCAGCUGUAAGUGAGGAUUACACCUUUAAAAAAUGCAUUAUACCUAUCUAAAAUUGUUGUUUAACUACAUAUCCAAAUUCCAAAUGUUUCAAUCUUACUAUAAUCGAGGCAUUCUGUUUAUAAUUAAUCAUAGAUAAAGAAAAAUUAGAGAAUAUAUGGCAAAGUGAUACUUUAAUAUCAUUCUUGGAGCUUUACAAGAAAAAUUUUGAUUAUGAUAAUCUAUUCUUUCCGUAUGCUUGCAUCUGUACUUAAACGUUCACUGAAUUGUUCUUUGAGAUUAUCAAAAAUUUUAUGAUUAAUCAAGAUGUUCCAUAUUUAGUUAAAAUCACCAAGUUGUCUGCAAAUCUUAUAUUAAGUUGUAUUUCAAUUAUCAACUUAAUCCUUGAUAUUUUCCAGUCGAAUUUGGAUAACAAGUUCGGAUUUUAUAAGAUAUUAUCAACAAAUUUUGGUUUGUUACUUGCUCAUUAUUGACGGUUAAAAAUGUAAUUGGAUUUUAUUUAACUCAACAUUUGCACAUAUAAGUUUUGUAUACAUUCUUUUAUUUAUAUAUUUUGUUUGUAAGUAUUAUGUAAGUAGGUAAUAAUCUUAUUUUUAAUUAAUAUAACAUAUCACUAACGAA
Messenger RNA from Diorhabda carinulata, 12254 nucleotides. RefSeq names its product activin receptor type-2A (gene put). The transcript has 11 exons. Gene Ontology annotation, molecular function: activin receptor activity; metal ion binding; activin binding. Gene Ontology annotation, biological process: activin receptor signaling pathway; cellular response to growth factor stimulus; protein phosphorylation. The coding region runs from base 315 to 1919 and encodes 534 amino acids. Lineage: Eukaryota; Metazoa; Arthropoda; Insecta; Coleoptera; Chrysomelidae. The record is from RefSeq and is a predicted model, not a curated record. Gene Ontology annotation, cellular component: plasma membrane; activin receptor complex.